AUAUUGUAACCUAGCUUGUGCAUGAAGAGCCAUAGUAGGUGAGAGCUUCUCUUAGACACACCCUAGCUGUCCUUAUUUCCUCCCCCACGCAACAAGUUUAAAUUCCAAACUUCCUUGCUCACAUUAAGCAAGAAAGGAAGCCUUUGAUCAUAAUCAGUGCUUUCACCAACCAAAUCCUUCCCUCCCAAUUUGCCCAAGAAAAGGUAAGUCCGAAGAAGAAGAAAGAGAGGAUAUAGGUGUUGGGGAAAAAAAACUAGCUAAGGAUUGAAGUAGAUCUAGACUAGAUCUAUAUUUAGAUAGUUAGAUAGCUAGAGAUCAUGCAAGGUGGAGAAGGGAAAGAUGAAAAAUUGCCACCAGGGUUCCGGUUUCAUCCGACGGAUGAAGAACUGAUCACUUAUUAUCUCAUAAACAAGAUCUCAGAUGCUACUUUUACUGGAAGGGCUGUUGCAGAUGUUGACCUAAACAAGUGUGAGCCAUGGGAUCUUCCAGGGAAGGCAAAGAUGGGAGAAAAAGAAUGGUAUUUCUUCAGCUUAAGAGAUCGGAAGUACCCGACCGGAGUGAGAACAAACCGAGCAACGAAUACUGGUUACUGGAAGACCACAGGGAAAGACAAGGAGAUCUUCAACAGUGUUACCACAGAGUUGGUUGGGAUGAAGAAAACUCUGGUUUUCUACAGAGGGAGAGCCCCUAGAGGAGAGAAAACCAACUGGGUCAUGCAUGAGUACCGCAUUCAUUCCAAAUCUGUCUACAGAACUAGCAAGCAGGAUGAAUGGGUAGUUUGUAGGGUAUUCCAGAAGAGCGCCGGAGGGAAGAAGUACCCGUCGUCUUCCUCAUCAAAUGCAGGCGGCCACGCAAGAGGAGGGGCACCGGUGAAUGUCAACAACCCCUACAAUAUCAACCUGGAAAUGGGAGGUCAUCCUAGUGCCAUGCAACAAAUGCACAUGCACUCGCAGAUGAUGCAGCAGGCCGCGGUUGAUGCUGGUCAGUUCCCCAUUAGUGGAAGAAACCACUAUAUGAUGACAAAUCCAGAAAUGGCGGAGAUAUCGCGUGUCUUAAGGGGAGGCGGUGGUGGUGGUGGCUAUCCAAUCCAACCGCAACUAAAUUACCCUGGAGGAGGAGCAGGAGCAGCAGCAGGAGGAGGAGGAUGCUUCACUAUUUCAGGACUAAAUUUGAACCUCGGUGGCGGUGGUGGAAGAGGAGGAGGAGCUUCCACGGCACAAAUGCCAAUUUUUCGGCCACCACAACCAACCGGGGUAGUGAAUUUGAAUCUACAAGACACUGCUGCAAGUUCCUCUAUGUUCACAGCUGGUACAAGUGCUCUUCCAACUGAUCAGUCAGCUCUCUACGGCGCAGAUCAGGUGAAUAAUACCAACGCAAAUCAAAUGGCCGCUGGCAACCGAUACAUGACAAACAUAGAUCAUCUUGAUUUAGAGAAUUACUGGCCCCAGUAUUAAGUUGUCUUAUGUUAAUUCGGAUCAACCCUAUUGAGGGGGUCCGAGGAAAGUUGAUCGAUCGUUUCCCUUUCCUUUUUCUUUUUUCUUGAAACAUGUUUCACAGGUAUUCUAGCUAUGAUGCAAGAGCAUGCUGGGGAAAGAAAGAGAGCAUCGAACAACAGAAUCAUCGGUCAAGCUAGGAUAUGUAUUUUAUGCGAUUAGUGUACGCGAUCAGUGAGUGUAACUGUAGAUUAAAAAAAAUAGAACUACAGAUAUGCUUGUGUUGAGAUUUCUCUAAUUAGUGUAGGACUCUAGGAAAGCAGGCAAGUCUGCUAUCAGCCUAUGAGAUAUGCUAGCUCUUGAAAUCUGAAAAUGUAUCUAUAGCUCACCACGUCAAACGUUGGAAGGUGAAGCUUUGUACUUAUCAUUUUCA
Rhododendron vialii is the source of this 1866-nucleotide messenger RNA. Its product is annotated as NAC domain-containing protein 48. Gene Ontology annotation, molecular function: DNA binding. Gene Ontology annotation, biological process: regulation of DNA-templated transcription. The transcript has 4 exons. Bases 318 to 1454 code for a protein of 378 amino acids. Lineage: Eukaryota; Viridiplantae; Streptophyta; Magnoliopsida; Ericales; Ericaceae. The record is from RefSeq and is a predicted model, not a curated record.